Molecule: messenger RNA, 2550 nt
Organism: Lachancea dasiensis
Lineage: Eukaryota; Fungi; Ascomycota; Saccharomycetes; Saccharomycetales; Saccharomycetaceae
Source: the annotation of a GenBank genome assembly
AUGUCUAAAAGAAGAGUGGGAGCUACUCCCAAAUCUAACAGCCUUCCAAUUGGUCGUUCGAAAGAGGACAAUAAUCUUUUGGAGGCAUUGAAGCUGUACGAGGCUAAGAGCUAUAAAAAAUCACUUAAAUUAGUCGAUACCGUUCUGAAGAAGAACUCAUCGCAUGCCGAUUCGCUGGCUUUGAAGGCUUUAAACCUUUACCAUACAGAUCAGAAGGAUGAGGCUGCUGUAUAUGUUCAAAAGGCUCUGGCAAAGAACAACACUGGUGGUCCAUCGCCAAUUGGCUACCACAUCCUAGGAAUAUACAUGAGAAGCGAAAAGAAUUACCGGGAAGCUGCCAAAUUAUUCCAAACGUCCUUGGAUAAUGGAUCGAACAACAAGCAGAUUUAUAGGGAUCUUGCAACUCUCUACUCGCAGGAGCACGACUACAAAAAUCUCCUUAUUGCUCGUAAGGCUUACUGGGAAGAAUUUAUGGGCUACCGUGCCAACUGGACAUCUUUAGCUGUCGCGCAUGAUCUCAAUGAUCAACCGGAAGAAGGUGCAAAUGUAUUGAGCAAGUUUGAAGAGCUUGCCAAAGGUAGGUUGGGUGAGGGUGAAUUAUACGAACACAAUGAAUGCCUCAUGUACAAAAAUGACUUACUCUAUAGGUCUGCUGGAGAAAGCUCUGAGAAGCUACAGCGCGUUCUAGAACAUUUGGAUGAAAUUGAGGGGGAUGUUUUUGAUAAAUAUGGCUGGCUCGAAAGGCGUGCUGCUGUUUACAUGAAGUUAGACGACAAACAAAGCGCUGCCAGGGUUUACAGGAUAUUGAUCAGUAGAAAUCCUGAUAAUUUUGAUUACUACAGGCUGCUGGAAGUUGCUUUGGGAGUUCAGAACGACGACAAACUCAGAAAAAUCCUAUAUACAAAUUUGCAAAAGUUGUAUCCUAGGGCCGAGCCACCAAAAUUUAUUCCCUUGACAUUCAUUCAAGAUGAAGAAGAAUAUGCUGAAAAGUUGAGCUCUUAUCUUUUGACACAAGUUAAGCGUGGUGUUCCAGCGACUUUCGGAAACGUCAAGCCAUUAUAUCGCAAUGAUAGCGAGCGUGCACCAAGACUGUCAGAAAAGAUAAUGCUUGAAUUUUUUGGCACUCUCAACCCUAAGGAAGAUCCACUGGUGUAUGUGUGGUCAUCUUAUUUUUUGUGCCAGCACUACCUGUACUUAAAGGAUUUCACCAAGGCAAGAGAUUAUAUCGAUCGCGCUCUUUGUCAUACCCCAACUUUGGUGGAACUGUACAUUUUGAAAGCUAGGGUGCUGAAGCAUGCUGGUCUUCUAGUAGAAGCUGCUGAAACCAUAAAUGAAGGAAGAUUACUCGAUUUCCAGGAUCGAUUCAUCAAUACGAAAACUGCCAAGUAUUAUUUGAGAGCCAACUUAAUUGAAAAAGCUGUCGAGGUAGUUUCCAUUUUCACCAAAAACGACGAUUCUGCUAAUGGUGUCAUGGAUUUGCAUUUGAUGGAAGCUUCCUGGUUUGUGGGAGAACAGGCUGAGUCGUACUACAGGUUGUAUUUGGAGAGCCAACAAAAAUUAGUUGAAGCUAAAGCAAGCGAAAUUCCUGAAGACGAAGAGCUUCAAGAAGAACGUACAGCUCAUAUCAAACAUUUGGCCUACCAAACCAGUAAGUACGGAGGCCUGGCUUUGAAAAGAUUGCACGCAAUUGCCAAGUUCUACAAACAGUUCAAAGAUGACCAACUGGACUUCCAUUCUUAUUGCAUGCGUAAGGGAGUCCCCAGGGCCUAUUUGGAAAUGUACCAAUGGGGAAAGGGGGUUUUCAUUCUUCCCAUGUACAUGAGGGCGCUGAAGGGAGCCGCGAAGUUAUACUUUAGGCUUCACGACGAACAGCUAACUAAUGUCAAUCAUGAGAGCGAGAGUAAUGAUGGAAAAACUCCCGUGGCAAAAAAGGGAAACAAGAAAGCUAAAAAAGAGGCAGCUGCCAUGAAAAAGCGAAUUGAUGAGGACAAGAAACAGGUCACAGCACUAGAAAAAGAUGACGAUAUUCUCGGGGAGAAGCUGAUUCAGACAAAGACACCACUUUCAGAUUUCACAGAGAGCUUUUACGCAAACUACGCAGAGCUAAUUGCUGACCACCACAGGGAUUACGCCCUCGAAUUCGAGUAUCAGUUGAGGAAUGGGAAACUAGCACUGGCUCUUGGCGCUCUCGUCAAAUACACAGACCUUCGUAGUAUAAAAAACUCUGUGGUUGGAUCUAUGUUGUUGAGCUUGUUGGACAGAGUUCAGUUUUCGGCUGGAGUUGACGAGAUGACCAAGAAAAUUACCUUGAAGGGCAUUGAACGUCAUUUUGAAUUCCUUCCUUUAAAAGAGUUGGUAAAUGAUGACUUUGACUGGCUUAAGUACUACCAGGAAACCUAUCCUGAACCAACACUGGAUGCCUUGUUAUUACUUCGCCGCUCAUGUAUGCGUAUUGUCGACCGAGACCUGAUCAAACAAUUGAUAUUGACUAACCUCUGUUCACAAGAGCCCAGCGUGCAAGACUAUGUGCUCAAAUAUGAGCUCAGUUAA